Trichoderma breve is the source of this 1233-nucleotide messenger RNA. RefSeq names its product biotin-requiring enzyme domain-containing protein. The record is from RefSeq and is a predicted model, not a curated record. Gene Ontology annotation, cellular component: pyruvate dehydrogenase complex. The coding region runs from base 1 to 1233 and encodes 410 amino acids. Gene Ontology annotation, molecular function: dihydrolipoyllysine-residue acetyltransferase activity. NCBI's taxonomy places the organism in Eukaryota, Fungi, Ascomycota, Sordariomycetes, Hypocreales, Hypocreaceae. Gene Ontology annotation, biological process: pyruvate decarboxylation to acetyl-CoA. The transcript has 3 exons.
AUGGCUUCACUUGCGGCGGCAUGCCGCAUUUCAUCCCGCCUUGCAAGCGGCCGGGCCGCCCGCGGCUUCACCACUUCGUCGCGAUGUCUCGCCGCCCAGAACUUCACCAUGCCGGCCCUCUCCCCCACGAUGACGGAAGGAAACAUCGCCAGCUGGAAGGUUAAAGAGGGCGAUUCCUUUAGCGCCGGCGACGUCCUGCUCGAGAUCGAAACCGACAAGGCUACCAUGGAUGUCGAGGCCCAGGAUGAAGGUAUCAUGAUGAAGAUUAUCUCCCAGGAUGGUAGCAAGAGCGUCCAGGUAGGCACUCGAAUUGCCGUCUUGGCCGAUGCCGGAGACGAUAUCAGCACUCUUGAGCUGCCUGCAGAUGAGCAGCCCCAGCAGUCAGCCCAGAGCACUUCACAGUCCUCAGCUCCCGCGCCGCGGGAAGAGCCAAAGUCUGCUGCAAAGCCCUCUGCAAAGCCAGAAUCCGCUGCCAGCGGAACCUACGAGCACAACUACCCUCUGCUCCCCUCAGUCGGCCUUCUUGUACAUGAACACGGCAUCAGCAAAGAGGAUCUGAGCAAGAUCAAGGGCACGGGACCCAGCGGACGACUACUAAAGGGCGACGUGUCUUCGCAUUUCAGCAAGCUGGCCCAUCUGGACUUGAGCAAUAUCAAAGUAGCUGAGAAGAAGGCUCCUGCUCCUAAGGCAUCCGAGGCUGCCUCUAAAGCACCGAAAGCUGCUCCCAAGGAGGAAAAGGUCCUUGUCCAACUUCCCAUCUCGUUGGAAAGUGUUGUGCAGCUGCAAAGACGUCUUCAGGAUUCCGCCGACGUCUCCGUCUCAACAGCCACAUUCAUCUCCAAGGCCACAGCAUUUGCAAACAGCCGUCUACCUGCCGUGCCUCAUGCGCCAACUGCCAGUGAGUUGUUCGACGAGGUCCUUGGCCUAGGCAAGGCCAAAGCUACCAAAUUCUCUCAGGGAGCCUAUGUUCCCACCAUCCCCGAUUACUCAUUCACUGCCUCCCGGAGGGCCUCUACCCCCAAGUCUGACAUUAUUGACAUCUUGGCCGGCCCUGCCAAAAAGUCCAGCUCAUCGUCAGCCCAACGGGCUACUCCUAGGCUCGAUGCUAGACUUGCUGCCGAUGGAAUUCACACCUUCAGCCUGCUGGUUCCCAAGGAAGAAAAGGCCAGGGCCGAGCUGUUCUUAGAGCGAUGCAAGCUCGCCCUGGAGGAAGUGCCCGAGACAUUGAUAUGA